AUGUUAGUGAAUAUAACAAUAAUUUUUGUAAAGGCACUUCUUCUAUGUUAUUGUAGGUCUUAGUAGGACAUAUCAGAAAAAUGCCCUAUUAUGAAAAUCUGUACAGUUGCAUUUGAAUGCAUUAUAAUUCACUGUGCUCAAAGGUAUCCAGUAUGCAGUUACCAUGGAACAGGGCUCACCAGACCACCCCUUCACAAAGUGGCCAGAAGUCCCAUUCCACAACAAACAGCCGCUAUGUUUAUCAGAAACAUGUUCAUUCAGACCCAAGACACUCCGAACCCAAACAGCCUGAAGUUUCUUCCUGGGCGUGUGGUGCUGGAAGCAGGGACUAUGGACUUCGCUGGACCUAGAGAUGCUUAUUGUUCACCCUUGGCAAGGCAGUUGUUCAGAAUAGAUGGAGUCAAGAGUGUCUUCUUUGGUCCCGACUUCAUAACCAUUACUAAGGCUGAUGGUCAAACAGAGUGGAUAGUGAUCAAACCGGACGUCUUCGCCACCAUUAUGGACUUCUUCACCUCUGGACUUCCUGUUGUCAACGAGGCAGAUGCUCCACGUGCCGACACAGCUCCUUCUGAGGAUGACGAUGAGGUGGUGGCCAUGAUUAAAGAACUGCUGGACACACGCAUAAGGCCCACAGUGCAGGAGGAUGGUGGUGACGUGUUGUAUCGGGGUUUCGAGGACGGUAUUGUAAAGCUGAAGAUGCAGGGUUCCUGCACCAGCUGUCCCAGCUCCAUCAUCACGCUGAAGAGCGGCAUCCAGAACAUGCUGCAGUUCUACGUUCCCGAGGUGGAAGGAGUCGAGCAGGUGAGGAUAGUCUGCUCAGAAAUGAGACCCUGUAAUACCUCCUAUGAUGUCACCAUAUUUGUAUUUCUGAAGUUCUACAAACCUUAG
Messenger RNA from Sinocyclocheilus rhinocerous, 888 nucleotides. RefSeq names its product NFU1 iron-sulfur cluster scaffold homolog, mitochondrial. Bases 91 to 888 code for a protein of 265 amino acids. Gene Ontology annotation, cellular component: mitochondrion. The transcript has 7 exons. Lineage: Eukaryota; Metazoa; Chordata; Actinopteri; Cypriniformes; Cyprinidae. Gene Ontology annotation, biological process: iron-sulfur cluster assembly. The record is from RefSeq and is a predicted model, not a curated record. Gene Ontology annotation, molecular function: iron-sulfur cluster binding; iron ion binding.